GGGCCGGAGCAGCGCGCCCACGGCCGCAAGAAGAAGACGCGCACCGUCUUCAGCCGCAGCCAGGUCUUCCAGCUCGAGUCCACCUUCGACGUGAAGCGCUACCUGAGCAGCUCCGAGCGCGCCGGCCUCGCCGCCUCGCUGCACCUCACCGAGACGCAGGUGAAGAUCUGGUUCCAGAACCGCCGCAACAAGUGGAAAAGACAGCUGGCGGCCGACCUGGAGGCGGCCAACAUCUCCCACUCGGCCCAAAGGAUAGUGCGGGUGCCCAUCCUCUACCACGAGAACUCACCGGCGAGCGCCCUGGGCUUCGCCUUGCCUCACAUGUCUCCCCCCUUGGUGGGCUUUUCUAACGCCGUCAGCUACCCCCUGGGCACCUUCCCCGCUGCCUCGCUGCCCUUCCUACGGUCGCAGAUGACAGGACUCGUCUGA
Molecule: messenger RNA, 429 nt
Organism: Nothoprocta perdicaria
Lineage: Eukaryota; Metazoa; Chordata; Aves; Tinamiformes; Tinamidae
Product: homeobox protein HMX1
Exons: 1
Biological process (GO): negative regulation of DNA-templated transcription; regulation of transcription by RNA polymerase II
Cellular component (GO): nucleus
Molecular function (GO): DNA-binding transcription factor activity, RNA polymerase II-specific; RNA polymerase II transcription regulatory region sequence-specific DNA binding
Source: RefSeq, a predicted model, not a curated record